Mesoplodon densirostris (Blainville's beaked whale) is the source of this 877-nucleotide messenger RNA. It is a transcript of the gene SPDYC, whose product is annotated as speedy/RINGO cell cycle regulator family member C. Bases 1 to 837 code for a protein of 278 amino acids. Lineage: Eukaryota; Metazoa; Chordata; Mammalia; Artiodactyla; Ziphiidae. The transcript has 6 exons. The record is from RefSeq and is a predicted model, not a curated record. Gene Ontology annotation, molecular function: protein kinase binding. Gene Ontology annotation, biological process: positive regulation of cyclin-dependent protein serine/threonine kinase activity.
AUGAGUGAUGACCAAGAUCCUGCCACAAUCCCUGCGGUUGGCACCCAGGUGAAGCUGAGGGGCUGGAGCCGUCAAGGGGAGGGGGGUGAGUCUUUCCAUUUCCGCCGGCACCAGGAGCUCCAGGCCUUCCUCAGCCUUCUGGAGCACAGUUUCCUCCAGGAUUUCCUCUCCAAAGAUCCCUGUUUCCAGAUUUCAGAUAAGUAUCUCCUGGCCAUGGUACUGGUCUACUUCCGGCGCGCCAACCUGCAGCUCAGCGAGUACACCCACAGCAAUCUGUUCCUGGCCCUGUACCUUGCAAAUGACAUGGAGGAAGACCUGGAGGACCCCAAAAGCGUGAUUUUUCUGUGGGCCCUGGGCCAAGAUUGGCAUCAUCGAGUGUCAGACUUCCUGUGUCAGAGGGACAAGCUGUGGGCACGGAUGGGCUUCAGGGCCGUUGUGAGACGCCAGAGCUGUGAGGAGGUCAUGGCCAAGGAGCCGACCCACUGGGCCUGGACUCGGGAGAGGCAUCCCCACCACGGCAGGGCUCAGAGGAGCUACCCAAAGGCCCAGAUCCCCCUCCCCCGGGGCCCCGGCCUCUCGCCACCCCACUGUCCCCUGUGUGGCUUGCCCCCUUGCCACAGCCACCGCUGCCACCACCCCUGCCCGUUGCCUGGCAUAUCCAAGUGCCCUUCCCAAGACCCUGAGCGGCACCGCCCUCCCUCCCAAGCUUGUCUCUCAGUGGCUGGAGACUCCUGGAGUGGGGCUUUCCUCAUUGUCCUGCCCACCCAGCUGCAACUGGAGCCAGGCACCUACACCCUCCACAUCUUCUCAAAGCUGCUGCCGUGCCCUCGGCGCUGACACUCGCAGGGUGAAGAACAGCCCAUCUGCUUGCCUGCUG